GACCAUGAUUCAUAAUAGGGCUUGUUGACCAGCAAGAUAGCACGCCAAUCAGAGUAUAAUGUAAACAACGACUCUUAAAUCCCGCGUACAUGCAACCGACCUCUUGACCAGCCACAAACCCGCUCUGACAUACAUGACGUAAUCGAUAUCCUCAAUACCUGCUUGAAACACGAGUUGGGAAGUCGGGGAACAACAGCCAAACAACAUGGAUGUUACCGGAAAUAUUACCCCGCUCAUGUUCGUCGUGUGUUCAGCACUGCUUCAAAGCCAAGCCUUCAACCUUUUCGACAAGGUGACGUGUUCCCUUCCCCAGCUGAAGAUCAAGCUGGACGCCUGUACCCUUCGUUACGAACAGCCCGUCAAUGUGUUCCUUCCGCCGUCGCUGGUCGGUGACGGAGUAGUGGGGACCGACAGCCUGGUGUCUAGCACUGGAGUCGACUACCAGCAGCUGUUCCUGCAGGUGGACGAGAACAAGUGUCGCAAUGAGCAGCGGCAGAAGCGGGCUACCCAGGUGGAGUGUCGCUAUGCCGUCAUGACUCAGUGUGUCGACCCUUCCUAUCGCUCCUUCCUGCCGUACCUGUCAAGGAUAAAGGAGGGCAUGGAGUACGUCUGUGACCACCGUGCCAGUAUUGAUGCCCUGUGUGAGACAGGGAAGCUGAGUCAGGUGACUGGAUGUGUCAAGCGCAAAGACCAGAUAACCUACACAGAAAACGAGAACUUCUACGUGCAAGACCGGAUGUGCAGGACGUUUGAGUACGCACGUCAGUGUGUCGUCAGUUCUCUUGCGGAAUGUGGACAAACUGAUGUCGACCUUCAUAGUCGAGCCAUGGACUAUUUCGCGCCAUCGUUUUGUGGUGCUGCCCAUCACGUGACAUCGCUGGCAGCCAUAUUGCUUUUCUCCGGACUGUCUCACAUCCUGAGCAAGAUCCUUCUGCAGUAGAUACAGUAACUGUUUCCUCGCGUGCCAUGCAAACAGGGGAGACGGUUCGUGUGUGUGCAGGAAUGUACGUCUCAAGCAAAUUAGUUGACUCUUGAUCUUAAGAGUUUAUUAACAUCGUGCACGAUUAGAUGCAUACAAUUUUUCUAUCAGUGAUACGGUUUUGUCGCUUAACUCCUGGAAUGAUAAACCUAGAAUCUACUACGUUCAAACAUAUCACCUCAGUAAAUCAUACCAAUCAUGUUUGAAACCAACAAAUAAUUCAUUCAUAGAAGGUUGUAUUUAUAAGAGAUCGGUGUUAUUUUCAAAUUCUUUACACAUGUAUUCGAGCUACACCCUUUUACCACAAAAGUGACAGCUAAAUAAUAACGGAACAAAGCACAUGCUGUAAAUUUCAGUUCCAAUGUCUAUGAGAGAGACUCCGAGCUUUGCUAAAAUGUUCAUGCGUUUACUACCAGACGCUGUUACAGGCAGCUCGGCUGAAUUACGACACUGUUGUUGAAUAUCAAAAUGAUAUUAUUCGAUUUGCCUUGGAUGAGGGCUCUGUGUGUAUACCUGCCCCUCCUACAAUGUGGGUGUUAGAUGAGAUUGUUUGCAGAGAUACCGUAGGAAUCACGCUGUAAAUAGGGUAAAAGCAUGUGUCAUCCGGCAAUCUUCUUGUAAAUACAGUUUUUGUAAUAAAAUAUAUUUUCCUGUUA
This is a messenger RNA of Haliotis rubra (blacklip abalone), 1635 nucleotides long. RefSeq lists its product as uncharacterized. The record is from RefSeq and is a predicted model, not a curated record. The transcript has 5 exons. Bases 206 to 940 code for a protein of 244 amino acids. NCBI's taxonomy places the organism in Eukaryota, Metazoa, Mollusca, Gastropoda, Lepetellida, Haliotidae.